Cylicostephanus goldi is the source of this 690-nucleotide messenger RNA. Lineage: Eukaryota; Metazoa; Nematoda; Chromadorea; Rhabditida; Strongylidae. The record is from the annotation of a GenBank genome assembly.
AUGUCAUCAGAGGCUGAUCCUGACUUGCCAGCGGUCAAUCUGAACAUCUCUGAAGGACGUGAUUAUCUGUGGGCAAAAACCAAAGCUGCUUUCAAAUACGCGUACGAUCAUCAUUUGGUGGGUUUUAUUGUUCUGUUUUCGUGUGUAAAUGAUUACGACUGGUUUUUGAAAGCCGACGACGACACAUAUGUCGUUCUCGAGAAUUUGAGAUACUUACUUCUUCCUCACUCUCCCGAUCAGCCCAUCCACUUUGGAUGCAAAUUUAAACCUUUCACCAAGCAAGGUUAUCACAGCGGUGGUGCUGGUUAUGUGCUUAGCCGUGAAGCUUUGAAAAAAUUCGUCACUGAAGGUCUCACAGACCCAAAGAAAUGUUCUCCUAAUCAUGGUGGAGCAGAAGAUGCUGAAAUGGGAAAGUGCUUAGAGAAGAUUGGAGUAUUUGCAGGCGAUUCACGUGAUAGUUCACAACACCAUAGGUUUAUGCCAUUUGUACCGGAACAUCACAUCAUGCCUGGCCAUGUUGAUAAGUCGUUUUGGUUUUGGUCAUAUACCUAUUACCCGUUCGAACAAGGCCCUGGCUGUUGUUCUGACUACGCUAUCUCAUUCCAUUAUGUCAAUGCUAAUCUCAUGUAUGCUUUGGAGUAUCUAAUCUACCAUCUAAAACCAUUUGGUAUCGAUCGAUCACUCAGGUAA